Messenger RNA from Angiostrongylus costaricensis, 300 nucleotides. NCBI's taxonomy places the organism in Eukaryota, Metazoa, Nematoda, Chromadorea, Rhabditida, Metastrongylidae. The record is from the annotation of a GenBank genome assembly.
GUAAAUGGUAAACUUCUUUCGUUUCAGUUCAAAACAGUCGUCAUCAUACCAGCACUUGGUGUUCAAUCAUCGCCUAUGAUUUUUGAUAAAAAAGAAACAAAAAGGGUGAUUGGUGAAGAAUGCGGUAACAAGCCAUGGUUAAUUCAAACUUAUAAAUGGGAAAAUAAUGACUGGCAUCCGGCAGAAAACAACACCGCAAAAUAUCAAGGCAAUGGAUGGAUAAGGUUCAUCGUGGGAGAUGACUUAAAGCCGACUCCGAUGGACAGAUAUGGCAUUGCAUGCUUCGAAGGACGUUGUUAA